AUGGUGGCGCCACCGAUGGACGGGCCUGAUUGGGUGGCGUUGGCGUUGGCAGCGACGGAGGGGGUGAUUCCCGUUCCAUGGACCCACCUGCUCAUAGCGUGCGGGGUGGUGGUCGCGGAGAGCGCCUUGGCGCACUUCUUGGAGGUCGGCUUGGCCGACCAGCUGCUGGUCGCAGGGGUGCGCGCCUUUGUGCAGCUGAACCUGCUCGGCUACGUGCUGGCGCCCAUCUUCAACAGCGACAGCGCGCCAAAGGUCACAUACCCAAACCUCUUCAGGGAUGCGGUGGCCACCACCACGCUGGCGCUGUUCGCCACUGGUGUGGUCAUGAUGCUCAUCGUGAUGCCCUCACCGUGGUACGACGCGCACUACCUCAUCCCAGUGGAUCAGGUCGAGGUGCUUCUGUCGUUCGGGGCGAACCAGUGGGAGGCGAUCUGGCCCGGAUUCACGAACAUCUUCCGCACGGCGCUGAUACCAGCCAUCAACGGUAUGAACGUCAUCGGGCUGGUAUCGAUUCCUGGGAUGAUGACCGGCCAGAUCCUGGGCGGCUCGCCCCCAGAGACGGCCGCACGCUACCAGAUCGUCAUCACCUUCCUCAUCUCCGGCAGCAACUUCAUCUCGGUGCUGUGCAUCAUGCUCCUGGCCGUGAGGUCCGUCUUCGACGCGCGUGGCCGGCUGGACUCCGAGCGUCUCACGGAGCAGCGGCGGCUGAACGUGGCGCAGCUGUUCAGCCCUGCCGCGUGGAGGAAGCGGCGCGAGCGGCGCGCGGGGGCGGCCGCCGGUGCCGAGGCCGCGGGGCGAGGCGUGCCGCUUCUCGAGGAGGCAGGGCGCACCGCCGUCGAGCUGAGGGAGGUCAAGGCCUACGCAGCCCCGGCCGACGAGGUGCUCCUGGACGUCGGCAUAGACGGCCUGAUCGGGGGCAGCAGGCGAGUGGCCGUGAGCUUGGAGCUCCACCCCGGGGAGAUCGCCGUGGUCAUGGGCCCGAGCGGCGUCGGCAAGUCCACCGUCCUCCGCCUGCUGUCGGACCUGCAGCCGUGGCGCGGCGGCAGCGCGUCGCUGCGGGGCGCCCGGGCGGCAGACAUGCGGGCCCAGGACUGGCGCCGGGACGUCCUGUACGUCCACCAGUCGAAGUCGGCGCUGCUGGGGUGCCCCCGCGACCUGGUGGCGAGCGUCCAGCGGUUCAAGUCGAGGGCCGGCCUGGCGCCACUGGGGCUGGAGCCUCUGCUGGAGGAGUUCGGGCUGUGCCCCGCCAGGGAGUACCUGGACAAGCCGUGGGGCAAGCUGUCGGGCGGGGAGUCCCAGCGGGCGAUGCUCGCCAUCGGGCUGGCUGCCAGGAUCGGCUCCCACAGCCAGCCGGACCUGCUCUUCCCGCGCGCCCCCGGCGGGCAGCGCCUCGCAGAGCCCGACCGGCUGCCCGCGGUCGGCGUCGGCGCGUGGAGCAGCGCCGCUGGGCUGGUCCUCCUCGCCGAGAAUUGCCAUCCCGCGCCCGACGCGAUAGAGGACUGCGGGCAUGACGGCAUAACGGAGGCGGAGUGCCAGGAGAAGGGCUGCUGCUACGACGAUACAAGCUCGAUCUGGUGCUCGAGAGCAGCGACUUCUGAAGGAGGGCGCGGAGAGCGAAAUCAGGGCCCCGGCCUCGGUUUCCAUGACCUCAGCUUCGAUUGCGACCCGCUCGCGCCGACGGCGCAGUCCAAGGGCGAGAAAACGGGCAGGUCUCCUCUCUGGACGCCUGGGCCCAUCCCCGAAGCGGUGGCCGACCUGAGCGACGCCGGCUCACCGAUGUUAGCAUGGGCGAUACUUCGGAUUCAACAAGAUAACGAACUUCUCAGCGACCGCCUCAAGACCAUGACCGACGCGGUUAAGGCAUGCGUCGUCGACGCAAAGAUCGUGGCCCCGACCGUCGUCGUGCAGAAGAACGCGGAGUGCUUGCAUCUGGAGCUCGGUCAGUAUGCGCGGGCGCAGCGCCCUCGCUACCUCGGCCUGCCCAUGCCCCGGGAGGAUAUCGAGCUCGCGAGCCUGGGGGCCUACAACAAGCGAAUCUCAGCGACCGAGGGUGAAGUGGCGGAGCUCACGCGACGCGUUGCUACCUCAGAGGCAGAACAAUUGAGACAUCGACAGGCGAUCGACGAGAUCAACCGUGCGUUGGCGUUGGCAGAGGCUUCUUUCCCUGUCGUCGACCUCGCCGCCGAGGCCGCAUUUGAAUAUGACUCAGCGGUCUUCCCCGUGAGCUGCUCCGACCUCCAGGAAGGCUUGCUCACCUUCGAAGGCGCCUCCAUCGCCAAGCUCGAGAUUGGCGCCAGUGCCAGCGCGCAGGCCACGGUGGAGUGGCACCGACCCCUCGCCAUGGCCAAGGGCAUCGACCGCAGCGCCGUCGACGAGCGCCCCGACGCGGCCGACGUCUUCGAUCGCGCUGUGGCCGCCGAGGCGCCUCAUGGGAACCCGUCGAUCAGUGGCGCUUCGUUUGAGGGCCCGUCUACUACCAUUGCCGUUGACCCCAUCAUCAAUGACGUGCAGGGCAUCCCGUCCAUCUUGCAGCCGCGGCAGAUGCCGUCGGGCCCGCGCCAGCGUAAGCGCCUCGAUGACAUCUUCUACGAUAGGCCAGAGCUCGAUGACUUCGACCAGUGGUUGGCGUGGUGCGCCCCGUCCACGCUCGCCCAGUUCAGCCCCCGCGACUGUGAAUACGAGUUCGAAGGAACGGACAACGACGCGUACGGGGCCGUGCGUCGGCCCUACGCUGAGGACAUUGUCGCACUUCGUGGGCGCCCAGACGCACUCCCUGAGCAAACGUGA
Molecule: messenger RNA, 2787 nt
Organism: Prorocentrum cordatum
Lineage: Eukaryota; Dinophyceae; Prorocentrales; Prorocentraceae
Source: the annotation of a GenBank genome assembly